Molecule: messenger RNA, 1176 nt
Organism: Echinostoma caproni
Lineage: Eukaryota; Metazoa; Platyhelminthes; Trematoda; Plagiorchiida; Echinostomatidae
Source: the annotation of a GenBank genome assembly
UUGGUUCACACGGACGAUCGACAUGCGCUUCGUUCCAUGGCUAGACAAUUGCACCGUGAAGCCUUACUGUCUAGUUCAGUUGACGAGUCAUUGGAUGAAGAGUCCGUUAGCCUUCCGUUUUCGCAGCAGCUUCAGUGGUUCUUGGAAGGACUGCGUUCCGGAGAAGGAGCUUCCAUGUCAUUGUUGAUUAUACUGUAUGAGUUCGAUCUGUUUGCACUUCAUCGAAAUCAGAUAUUGUUGUAUAAUUUAUUUGACUGCUGUCAAUGCACCGAUACCCCAAUAUGCGUCAUUGGCGUAACUUGUCGACUUGAUAUUAUGGAACUGCUAGAGAAGCGAGUCAAAUCCCGAUUCUCUCAUCGCCAGAUCCACCUAACCUCAAUCGCCGCCCCAUUAGACCAUUGCACAUCGUACGGAGUUGAUGAUGAAAACGACGAUACCAAAUCCCCGGCUUUUGAACGUUUCUGUCAGGCUUGCACGCACUUUCUAACUUUUCGGAUCGAUGAAGUAAUCUCGAAAGACACUCAUUUUUUGACUCAGACGGAACGCCGUGUGGCUGAGUCAGCUGUCAAGGCCUGGAACCAUCAUAUAGUGGAGUUAUUGUCAGAUGAGAUUGUGAUCGACUCUCUUCGACAGGCUUGGUCCGUUUCUGUCAGCUUGCGCCGGCUUGUGAAUCUUUUAAUUACCAUAGUCGCCAAACUUGGUCCUGAAAAAACACGGAUUGAACCAGUGGAAUUUAUUGACUCACUUUGUGCCCUUCGACAAGAUGCUAAAAUUAACUCAUUGAACGGUCUAUGUAUCCUCGAACUGAUUUUGAUCGCAACUUUGGUCAAACUGCAGGAUGUCAAUGACGGACAGCCGGUGAACUUUGAGGUAUUGUAUAGCGAAUAUGCCAAAUUUUGUCGUGCUCAGUGCCCCUCCUAUCUGUACGAGAAACCGGUUGUGUUCAAAGCUCUCGACAACCUGAUCGAAUCGGAAUUGGUUGUCAGCGGAAAAGAGGCCUUGGCUGUCUCGGCCCUAAUCACAUCCGGUCGGGCAGCAAACAGUGCGGGCGCCCAAAUGCCAAACUACAAACCACUGUUCUGUUUUGUCAACAUGGAAACUAUCAGCGCGUGUUUGGAUGCCUAUCCGAAUUGUCCGAUGGAGCUCCGGUUCUGGGUUCACUCCCGCACCUAUUGA